Molecule: messenger RNA, 534 nt
Organism: Nipponia nippon (crested ibis)
Lineage: Eukaryota; Metazoa; Chordata; Aves; Pelecaniformes; Threskiornithidae
Source: RefSeq, a predicted model, not a curated record
AUGUCAAUACACCGCAUUUUUGUUUACUUAGUCAUCUCCAGUGAGUAUUGUCUCGUAAGGAAGGAUGCUUACGUGCAUAAGAGCGUGAUGGAGGAGCUGAAGAGAAUCAUCGACGACAGCGAAAUCACAAAAGAAGAUGAUGCUCUGUGGCCUCCUCCCGACAGAGUCGGUCGACAGGAGCUUGAAAUAGUAAUCGGUGAUGAGCACAUCUCCUUUACCACGUCCAAAAUCGGUUCACUCAUUGACGUAAAUCAGUCCAAGGAUCCAGAAGGCUUGAGAGUGUUCUACUACCUGGUCCAGGACCUUAAGUGUCUAGUCUUCAGCCUUAUUGGACUACACUUCAAGAUUAAGCCAAUUUAAAUCAAACAAACUGAAGUUUGUAGUGCAGUAUCGGGGAAGGGGGUGGGGUGGGGAGGAACGCUGUUUCCAUUUCUUGGUAUUUCUGGCCUGAAGCUUUUAUGUAUGUUAGAAUGUUUUUUUUACAAACUGUCAGUGACUGUCUUAAUAAAAUGGUGAGAUCUGUAUUUUUAAUUU